UAAAUACAAAACGAAGUUUCAAAAAUUUGGAGGGAGUCAACGAUGGAAGUAACAACGGCUCUCAAAAACCAUUCAAACAACAAAGCCGACAUUGCCGCUUCGCUGCUAAAAGAUUGCUAUUCUCUCUCCCACCUUAAGCAAAUCCACGCCCGUAUACUCCGAUCCGACCUCCACCGCAACGCCUCGUUGGCUUCCACUCUCAUCUCUCUCUAUGCCUCUCUAUCUUUCCCUCGCUCUGCCCACUUCGUCUUCUCCUCUUCCUCGCAUCCAAACCUCUCUCUGUUCAACCAUGCUAUCAGGGCCUUUUCAAAGAUUCCAUCUUUCUGCUCCGAAUCGAUGAAUUUGUAUGUUCGAAUGGUUCGUAUUGGAAUUACACCCGAUAAUCUUACGUACCCAUUUUUGCUUAAUUCGUGUGCUUCGUUGAAUGAUCUUAACCAUGGAAUUGAGGUCCAUGGGCGUGUUGUUAGGUCAGGUUUUGGGUUUUAUAUUCCUGUUUCGAAUGCUUUGAUUGACAUGUAUGGUAAAUGUGAUGUGUUGGAGGGGGCAAGAAAGGUGUUCGAUGAAAUGAGUGUGAGGGAUGUUGUUUCCUACAAUGCUGUUUUAGGGGCUUAUGCGAGGGGUAAGGUGGGUAUGGUGGAUGCCCAGGUUCUGUUUGAUGGAAUGCCGGUAAAGAAUGUGAUAUCUUGGAACGCAAUGAUUGUAGGUUAUAUAAACUGUGGGGAUCUGGAUUCAGCUCGAGCUAUUUUUGAUAGAGUGCCUGAGAGGAAUAUUGUCUCUUGGACUACAAUGUUGGUAGGCUAUGCUAAAAAUGGGCUAAUUGAUUUGGCUAAGGUUUUCUUUGAUAAAAUGCCUGAGCGGAGUUUGGUUUGUUGGACAGCUAUGAUUUCUGCAUAUGCACAGAAUGGGAGACCAAGUGAUGCACUGAGACUUUUCCGGAGGAUGGAGAAAGAACAUAUAAAGCCUGAUGCUUUCACCAUGACUGCUGUUAUCUCUGCAUCUGCACAAUUAGGGCAAACGGAUCUGGCAAAUUGGAUCACAUCAUAUGUGGAUCAACAUUGCAUCGAACAGAACCUACAAGUACUCACUGCUUUGGUUGAUAUGCAUGCCAAAUGUGGGAACAUAGAAAAGGCAUUUCGCAUAUUUGAGAAGAUCCCCCGACGGGAUGUUUUCUCUUACAGUGCCCUAAUCACCGGUCUUGCCUCCCAUGGACAUGGGGUCGAAGCUCUUGACAUCUUCCAAAAAAUGCUGGCAGAAAAUAUAAAGCCUGAUUGCAUCACUUUUGUUGGGGUAUUGACUGCUUGUCGCCAUACAGGACUUGUGGAAGAUGGAAUGAAAUAUUGGGAAAGCAUGGUUAAAGAUUAUGAUAUUGAGCCUGAUACUGAUCACUAUGCCUGCAUGGUUGAUAUGCUAGGACGCGCUGGAAAACUUAACGAGGCUCACAAAUUAAUCAAGAGCAUGCCUAUGGGCCCCCAGCCAAGAGCAUUAGGUGCCCUACUGGCAGCAUGUAGAACAUAUGGCAAUGUUGAGAUUGCAGAAGAAGUCGCUGAGCAACUCUUCAAGUUGGAACCCAGGAACACUGGAAAUUAUGUCCUUCUUUCUAGUAUAUAUGCGGAAAGGGGGCAAUGGAAUGAGGCCACAAAGGUACGUCAAGCUAUGAAAGAGAGAAGCAUGAAUAAGUGUCCUGGAAGCAGUUGGGUUGAGAUCAAAAGCAGAGGUCAUGGAACUGAAAUGAAGAGCAGAACUCAGAACAAUCUUAUAGCAAAUUAAGACAAAUUGUGUUAUAUAUCUGAAAUAUAAUGCACAAUCUCUGCUGCCAGUUUUGAUUGGAUCAAGAGUGCAGGUACCAUGAGGUUAAUGCUUUCGUGGUACAAGAAGUUAUUUCCCAUCUCUAAGUGGACCAGCAAGGCUUGGAAGAUCAUAGGCCAGUUAAAUGGGCACACUCUGCUCCCAGUUAAAAACAACAUAACUAAAAGAAAAUCCUCACCAUUGAACAAAAUCCUACUGGACUGAGUUAUCCUCACUUGCAUUUGUGUUUCAAUUCAGUAACAUGGAAAGACCUCAAAUUUUGAUCAAGUGGGGCAUAGCUAGUGCAAUGGAGGGAAGACAAAUUAGAUCAAAUCCCAAUAACUGCAACGACUGCUUACUCUGACUAUGCCUAUAGAGAUCUUACAUGCUGGGAGACUAUAGCUUGCAGAAAGACUGCAGAAUUUAUGAGGACCUUGACCCAUUUGGCAGUGUUUAGCUCUUCAGGAAG
Ziziphus jujuba (common jujube) is the source of this 2254-nucleotide messenger RNA. RefSeq names its product putative pentatricopeptide repeat-containing protein At5g37570. Gene Ontology annotation, biological process: RNA modification. The transcript has 3 exons. Gene Ontology annotation, molecular function: RNA binding; protein binding. Bases 43 to 1767 code for a protein of 574 amino acids. The record is from RefSeq and is a predicted model, not a curated record. Lineage: Eukaryota; Viridiplantae; Streptophyta; Magnoliopsida; Rosales; Rhamnaceae.